AUGGCUGAGAAAAGCAAGAUUUUAAUUAUUGGAGGAACUGGGUACAUCGGAAAAUUCAUAGUCGAAGCUAGUGCAAAAUCUGGGCACCCCACUUUUGCUCUUGCUAGAGAGAGCACAAUUUCUGACCCUAUUAAGGGCAAAAUCUUUGAGGGCUUCAAGAAUUAUGGCGUCACAAUACUAAUUGGUGAUUUAUACGAUCAUGAGAGCUUGGUGAAGGCUAUAAAGCAGGUGGAUGUUGUUAUAUCGACGGUGGGGCAACUUCAGUUAGCCGAUCAAACUAAGAUCAUUGCUGCCAUUAAAGAAGCUGGAAAUGUUAAGAGGUUCUUUCCCUCGGAGUUUGGCAAUGAUGUAGAUCGUACUCGUGCUGUAGAGCCAGCAAAGUCUACAUUUGCAGUCAAGGCCCAAAUCCGCAGAACCAUCGAGGCAGAAGGGAUUCCUUACACCUAUGUGUCUUCCAACUACUUUGCUGGCUACUCUCUUCCAACAUUGGUACAGCCGGGAGUCACUGCUCCUCCAAGAGACAAAGUAAUCAUACUAGGAGAUGGAAACGCCAAAGCUGUCUUCAAUUACGAAGAAGAUAUUGGCACCUACACCAUCAAGGCUGUUGACGACCCGAGAACAUUGAACAAGAUCCUUUACAUCAAGCCUUCUAAGAACAUAUAUUCAUUCAACGAACUCGUUGCUUUGUGGGAGAAAAAGAUUGGGAAAACUCUGGAGAAAGAGUAUGUUUCUGAGGAACAACUUUUGAAACAAAUCCAAGAAGCUCCUAUCCCUGUCAAUGUCAUACUUGCAAUCAACCAUUCAACCUUCGUGAAAGGUGACCAGACCUAUUUUGAGAUCGAGCCAUCAUUCGGGGUUGAGGCUUCAAAGCUCUAUCCAGAUGUCAAAUACACCACUGUCGAGGAGUAUCUUGAUCAAUUUGUGUGA
Molecule: messenger RNA, 927 nt
Organism: Fraxinus pennsylvanica
Lineage: Eukaryota; Viridiplantae; Streptophyta; Magnoliopsida; Lamiales; Oleaceae
Source: the annotation of a GenBank genome assembly